Molecule: messenger RNA, 1011 nt
Organism: Salpingoeca rosetta
Lineage: Eukaryota; Choanoflagellata; Craspedida; Salpingoecidae
Exons: 2
Coding region: 247-624 (125 amino acids)
Source: RefSeq, a predicted model, not a curated record
CUGAAAAUGGUGUGUGUUUUGGGCUGUCCUGCUGCUGCUCGACCUUGCCUUGUUUUGAUUGGGUUUGCGCGAGGGAUGGGAGGGAUGGGUUGUGAGCGGGGCUGAGGAAUGAGGGAGAGUGGAGUGGAAUCGGUCCACACAUGUACACUGUGUAUGUGUAUAUGUGUAUGUGUAUAUGUGUCUGUGUAUGUGUGUGUGUAUGUGCAUAUGUGCUCUUUCUGCGCUUGUCGCUGGCCGUGAUCGCUGAUGGACUUGCAUGACCCAUGCUUCCCAAAUACGCUCGCUUCCCAUACGCGCUCGCUUGUCGAACACGCUCGCUUCCCAUGCACGCUCGCUUGUAGAACACGCUCACCCGUUUCUGUUGUGUUAAUUUGCACAUGGACCUUUUGGCAGCCUGUGAAGAAAAAGAAGGGAGGCAAGAAGAAGAAGAAGAAGGGGCUGAAGAAGAGCAAUAAGGUUGCGCCAGCGGAAGCCACCUUCGUCACCGAUGAGGACGUCUGGGAGAGUCACAACGUGCAGGACUUCCUGCACCGCAAAGGGUUCUUUUGGCCUUUCGGAGGCAAGAAGAAGAAAGGGGGCGGAAAGAAGAAGAAGAAGAAGGGCGGAAAGAAGAAAAAGAAGUAGUGGCAGCAGCAGCAGCAGCAGCAGCUACAUGGAGCCGCCAUGUCCCUCCUGUCCUGUUUAGGGCCCUUCCCCCGUUAGCCAAGACCCUCCUUAGCCUCCCUCAGUGUGUAUGUGUAGGUGCGUGAGUGCGUGUGUGUAUUGUGGGUGUGCCUGUGUGCAUCUUAGUGCCUUCGUGUGUGAGGGCUUGUUAAAGUGAGCGAGAGAGAGUGUGUGUGUGUGUGCGCGUGUGCAUUCUCUGUGUGAAUGUAUGUAUGUAUGCGUGGUAGCCACGUCAUAACUUUGCAUGGGCUUCACUCGUCAUCGUUCGUUGGGCGGGGCUGUAUGAAUGCCAUCUCUGUCAGCUGUACAAGAGACGUAGCAGUGAAUAAAUGAGUACACAAGAAACAC